Messenger RNA from Hypomesus transpacificus, 1312 nucleotides. RefSeq lists its product as uncharacterized. The record is from RefSeq and is a predicted model, not a curated record. Lineage: Eukaryota; Metazoa; Chordata; Actinopteri; Osmeriformes; Osmeridae. The transcript has 4 exons. Bases 186 to 1289 code for a protein of 367 amino acids.
AUGAGAGGGAAGAGGAGGAGGGAGGGAGGGAGCGUAGUGAAGAAACAGCAAAGCUCCAGACAUGCUCUAAACAGGAACCCAGACACAGAGGCGGGUUAUCCUCACCCGAGGACGUUGACCGGCGCGAUCCCGAGGCUCCAGUGACUGGUCCCCAGAACGCACAUCCACACGGGGACGCCAGCCACAUGGAGAGGGAUAGUGAAGUCAGACUGCAUGCUCGUGAUGAUUCAUGUAGCUUAUCGCCAGUCGAGGCCCAGGGCCACAAUGGGGCUCAGACUCAGCAGGCUGAUCCACUGCAACAUCAGGAGUCAAAAGACAAGUCGGAGAAACCAGUGAGAGAGAGGCAGGGCGUUGGGAAUUCGUCCCAGCAUGAGCCCUCAGCAUGUCAGAACACCUCACCCGAAUCUGUUCCUGUCACUGGAACCUGUCGUAUUGGGACCAGCGAGGCCCCCGCAGAACCCACAGACGCAGAAUUGGACCCUGACCGACCACCACCACACCUGGCCUCCACAUAUGUGGACCCGGCUAGUUCGGCAAGAGAAACAGAGUGUGCAGUGAUAGUGGCAGGAGUGACCAGACACCAGCAUGCUGAUGUUGACCAACAAGCUACAUCCACCCAGGCUGAAAGUCCAGUUCCUGACCCUGAGAGUGAGAUGGUGGACAUCCCUCUCCGUCUCAACCAGCCCACAGAGUUGGUGUGCGCGAGCCCGUGUGGAGACAUCGACCACCUCGCCAGCAGCAAGAAGUAUCGCUCAGCGUUUGAUUGGACCGCUCAGAAUCAUACCAGGAACAGGCUAGGCCCUCCAGACAAGGACCACGGUACUCCAACAUCCCAGAAGCCCUCAUUGUCUGACCUCAACAUCAGACAAGCUCUCCUGGGCCUUCCCACCCUCCUCCAGGGCAGACAGGACUGCAGAGUCAUGAUGCAGUCCGGAGCAGCAGAGGUGUGUCCUGCUGCCAGCCCCCUGUCCUCCCUUCGAGGGCACCAGCAAGGGGAAUGGAAGGCUAUCAGAGAGGCCUUCUGUGACACCUCAGCGGAAAAAGAGGGCAGAGUCUCUAUCUCUGUCAGUUCUCCUCGCGUCCCUCAACACUCGACCGCCACCAGCAGGUUGCCAUGGCAGCCGAAUAACUCGAGCUCUGGAGGAGGUUCUGGGCUGGACCUGUCCUCUUCCCAGGACGUAGAAGACACCCAGCAGUCUGACAUCCGAGCCCAGAUCACCAGGAUAGAACAGUUCCUCUCCUCCGACCGGCUCCAGGCGCCCAAGAGACGCAGGACAGACUGCCUGUAGUCCACCUACAGCUCAGCGAGUCC